Molecule: messenger RNA, 1445 nt
Organism: Cydia amplana
Lineage: Eukaryota; Metazoa; Arthropoda; Insecta; Lepidoptera; Tortricidae
Exons: 8
Coding region: 16-1428 (470 amino acids)
Biological process (GO): transmembrane transport
Cellular component (GO): membrane
Molecular function (GO): transmembrane transporter activity
Source: RefSeq, a predicted model, not a curated record
ACCGAAAUAUAAACAAUGUCAUUCUUUAGGCAAUUGUUUUGUACUGUCGUGGUGAGCUACUCCUGCCUGACGAUGAGCGUGACGUUGACCUGGCCCUCAUCAACCCUCCUGCUGUUCCGUUCCGAAAACACCACGCUGCACCGCCCCAUGACGGAGGCUGAGCAGGCGCUCUUGGGGAGCCUGUCCUCCGUUGGAGCCAUGAUCGCUACGCCAAUCGCUGGAUAUCUUUCGGAUGUUAAAGGACGGAAAUUUUGCGUGGUUAUGAUGUCGUUGAUGCACGUUAUCUGCUGGUCAAUGAUAAUAAUCUCAAAUCGAGUGGAAGCGGUGCUCACAGCCAUGUUCAUGUCAGGCAUCGGCAGCGGUAGUUUCUUCGUCACCCCCGUUUAUAUCAGCGACUUUUGCCAAGAAUCCAUAAGAGGCCAGAUGACUUCAGGAACCGUAGUCUUCUACGCCAUAGGAACGAUAAUCUCAUACAUAGUUGGUGGAUAUUUGGACUACUUCAAGAAUGUCUACGCUUGUCUUGGAAUUUCGGUGCUUGGGGUCAUGCUGCUAGGUCUGAUGAAAGAGUCGCCUUUGUUCCUGAUGAUAAAGGGGAGAGAACAGGAAGCCAAAGAAUCUUUAGCUUUCUUCAGACACGUGAAGCCCGAUUCGAAGGAGGUGCUACAAGAGAUCGAGACCAUUCGGCGCGGACUAAACCCUGAAAUGGACGACCCAGGUACGCCAGAAGAGGAAUGCAAAUUGAAACCCAUUUCGGGGAAGAAGAAUUUAUCGAUGUUUCAAUUUAUAAAUAAGUCCUACUCGACCCGUCGUGCCCUCGCCUCCGCAAUAGUCCUCUUGACACUGUCGAUAUUCCAAGGCCUAAUCGUGAUGCAGGUGUACGCAGAGCCACUGUUCACCGAGGCCAUUCCCAGCAUGUCACCGACCAUCUCCAGCAUUCUAUUCUCCACGGUCACGUUCAUAGUUGGCCUCGUCACUGCUUACCUUACAGACAUUGUUGGCAGAAAGCCCUUAAUGCUGUACUCUUCGCUCGCCGCCUCGGCAAGCUGCAUACUCCUAGGCUCGCAGAUCCAUCUACACUGGGCUCCUCAUAGCGCGACUGCUGUCUUCAUAUACAUGUUCUGCGUGGCGUAUACCAUGGGAGCGGGCACUAUCCCUUACGUGACUAGCCCUGAGCUGUUUCUUCCUGAGGUAAAAAGCUUCGCCAACAUGCUGGUAACGGAAUGGAUUUGGCUCUGCACCUUCAUCAUCCUGUUCGUGUUCCAACCACUCGUGUCCGCCAUUGGGCUGGGGCCAGUCUUCUACAUUUUCGCCGUCAUUUGCUUUGCUUCGGCAGUUUUUACACACUUUUGUUUGCCAGAAACUAAAGGAUUGCCCGUCGAUGAGAUACAGAAGCUGUUUAGCAAGAAACGUAGUAGUUGUUACGCAUGAUUGGUUUUUAUUAAAUG